UGUGUUUUCAAAAGGAAGCUCUAUUCUGCUGCUGGCAAUGCAUCCCGAGAGGUGGCUCUGUUGGUGUUACCCUGCUUUCUGUGUGUGGACAUUCGUGUUCACAUCCUUGAUUAAAGAUAUCACAGCCUGCGAAUCAGAGGAACGAUUAUUUCACAAACUCUUCUCCCAGUAUAACCAGUUCAUCAGGCCAGUGGAAAAUGUGUCUGAUCCUGUGACAGUGUAUUUUGAAGUGGCCAUUACCCAGCUUACAAAUGUGGAUGAAGUCAACCAGAUUAUGGAAACAAAUUUGUGGCUUAGACACAUUUGGAAUGACUACAAACUGCGAUGGGAUCCCAGACAAUACGAUGGCAUUGAAUUUGUUCGUGUACCAGCAGAUAAAAUUUGGAAACCGGAUAUUGUCUUGUAUAAUAAUGCUGUGGGAGAUUUUCAAGUUGAAGGCAAGACCAAAGCUCUCCUUCGCUAUGAUGGAAUGAUCACCUGGACCCCACCAGCUAUUUUUAAAAGCUCCUGUCCUAUGGAUAUUACCUUCUUCCCAUUUGAUCAUCAGAACUGUUCACUCAAAUUUGGCUCAUGGACCUAUGACAAAGCCAAAAUUGAUCUUCUGAUCAUUGGAUCCAAAGUAGAUAUGAAUGACUUCUGGGAAAAUAGUGAAUGGGAAAUAGUUGAUGCUUCUGGCUACAAACAUGACAUCAAAUAUAACUGCUGUGAGGAGAUCUACACAGAUAUAACAUAUUCCUUUUAUAUUCGAAGAUUGCCAAUGUUUUACACCAUAAAUCUGAUCAUUCCCUGUCUUUUCAUCUCAUUCCUGACUGUGUUAGUUUUUUACCUGCCAUCUGACUGUGGUGAGAAAGUGACCCUUUGCAUCUCUGUGCUCCUUUCUUUGACUGUGUUUUUACUGGUGAUCACAGAAACAAUCCCAUCUACCUCUUUAGUAAUUCCCCUAGUAGGUGAAUAUUUACUCUUCACUAUGAUAUUUGUGACUCUGUCAAUUGUCAUCACAGUGUUUGUCCUGAAUAUACAUUACAGAACUCCAACCACACACACAAUGCCCAAAUGGGUAAAAACUGUCUUUCUUAGCCUGCUCCCCAAAGUCCUGUUGAUGCAGAGGCCACUAGAACAGCAGAAAAAAAAUACUUCCAAAAAACCCAAGAAAGUAUCUGACAGUAAGUCAGGCAAGUCAAAGAACAGCAAACACAGAGAUACCAAAUUACACAAGGAGCAGAUAUGCAGUCACUGUGAAAAGGCAACUGAACUCACUACUCCCAAAAGACGACUGAGCUAUCAGCCACUGAAAUGGAUGGCAGAAGACAUGGAGUACUCUGCAGAGGUGAAGGAUGUCAUCAGCAAUGUCCAGUUCAUCGCAGAGAACAUGAGGUCUCAAAAUGAAACCAAAGAGGUGGAAGACGAUUGGAAAUAUGUAGCUAUGGUGAUAGACAGAGUAUUUCUCUGGGUGUUUAUAAUCAUUUGUGUGUUUGGGACUGCGGGGCUCUUCAUCCAGCCGCUAAUAGCAGACACAUUAAGUUGAUCCACUGCUUUUUGCCCACUUUUGUUCUUGUUUCAUUUUUGGUUCAGAACUUUACAUAACUCCUCUUACAUAACCCCUC
Molecule: messenger RNA, 1604 nt
Organism: Acanthisitta chloris (rifleman)
Lineage: Eukaryota; Metazoa; Chordata; Aves; Passeriformes; Acanthisittidae
Gene: CHRNA6
Product: cholinergic receptor, nicotinic, alpha 6 (neuronal)
Exons: 6
Coding region: 38-1525 (495 amino acids)
Biological process (GO): nervous system process; regulation of membrane potential; signal transduction
Cellular component (GO): synapse; neuron projection; postsynaptic membrane
Molecular function (GO): acetylcholine-gated monoatomic cation-selective channel activity; transmembrane signaling receptor activity
Source: RefSeq, a predicted model, not a curated record